This is a messenger RNA of Pseudopipra pipra, 3665 nucleotides long. RefSeq names its product coagulation factor XIII B chain-like. The record is from RefSeq and is a predicted model, not a curated record. NCBI's taxonomy places the organism in Eukaryota, Metazoa, Chordata, Aves, Passeriformes, Pipridae. Gene Ontology annotation, biological process: blood coagulation. The coding region runs from base 1449 to 3164 and encodes 571 amino acids. The transcript is spliced from 13 exons.
UCUGAAUAAGUAUUGUAGAAUUCUAUUAAAAACAGAUUUUUGUGUGGGACAGUAAUGUCUUGUCUGAUCUAGAGACAUGGGAAGGGAGAAGGGAGGCACAGGCACAGAAUUUCAAAACUGGCUGUUUUGGGUGAGUUUGAGUCUAUUUUCUAGUAAGGUCUUGAGGGAUCAUGUAUGACAGCAGGAAAAAAAAUUAUAAUUCCUCUUUUUUUUAAACAUUGCAAGAUUGUGAUGGAACAAUAGGAUGUUUUAAGGGUAAAUUUAGAAAUUCUGACCUGAUAUUUUAAGGGAGGUGAUUUGUGAGUUUGUUCUUCCUAUCAAGUGCACAGUACAUACAGGCAUGCAUCUCAUCUGGCUGAAGAGAUGGUGUUCAUCACAGCAUCCUUUUUAAUUCUGUUCAUUUCUGCCUUGGAAUUGUAUUUUCUUAGAGAAAGGCUAAGAAAAUGCAAACUGUAAAAUUAUACACUCUCACUCCCAAAUUUAAGCAUCAUAUCUCCAAUAAUGCCAUUAAUCAGUCACGUGAUAAUGCGUUGUAAAUGAGGUUGUUUUUUUUUUGUUUUGUUUAAAAAAAUACUUGAAAAAGGCUAGCUGUGUACAACAAAACUCAACAGACAGAUAAUGAUAGUGGCUAUGUUCUUAAUGUAAGAGACUCCAGAAUUAAUAAUAUCUAUAGAAUACAAUUGUCAGGUUUAUCAGGGGGGUAGGCUGGAGGAUGGCGGAAUUGUCUCGUUCCUCUUAUUUCAGCCAAGGUAAAUAAUCUGAUAACAGAAUGCCCUUUAAACUUGGAACUCAGUAGUUUGUGAGGGGAACAGUGUUCAAUAAGUUUAAAUUGUUCCAUAAGCUUGUUGCCUGAUUUCACUGUAAAAUGAUAAAUUCUGCUCUCUUUACUGAUGGUAAACUAUGUCAAAUGGAAGUAAAAUCCUGCAAGUCUAGCGUUAUUGUGUUUGGAGAACUAAAAGAAAUGAAAACUGUUUUUUUCAACGAAUUAACUUGUUGCAAAAUACCAUAGACACUAAGGUAUUUGCUGAAUACCUUUGAAAAGUCAGUUAAUUAUUUACAAAAGUAAUACUUAGGGAGUUUUCACAGGUAGUAGAAACUGUUGAUAGAGACAGUAAAGAAGAUGAGAUUUAAAAGCUGUUUUUUCAUCCUAGUCACGAUAUGUUCAGGCAAACUCUUUGCAGAAGCAAAGGAUACUCAUGCUUCUGGAUGAAAUAAAGAAUAAAAUAAAUGUGUCCUGCAUCAGUUUUGCCCAGUUCACAUUAGGAAGUUUCAAUCUACAGCUGAUAUUCCUGUGAAUCUAAAGAACAAAAGCUGAUAAAACUGUAAUAUAUCUUAAUUUCAUCAAGUCUUAAAAGGCUCCUCAUUCUUGUAAACCUUGUGACUUGCCACACAUAGAAAAUGGGAAGAUUGCUCAGUACUAUUACAGUUUCAAAAGUUAUUAUUUCCCUAUGCAUAAAGACAAAAAGCUUUCCUAUUCCUGUAUGGUGGGUUACACAACUGAAACCGGGACUCAAGAUGGAAGAAUAACCUGUACAGCAAAAGGAUGGUCUCCAGUGCCACGAUGCUACAGAAAAUGCAGCAAGCCUCUUUUGGAAAAUGGCUUUUUUUAUGGCACAGAAAUGUACUUCAAAAUCCAUGAGAAAUUGCAAUACAAAUGUAAUCCAGGCUAUCACACUCCAAAUGGUGGUACUGAAGAUACAGUACAGUGUCAGCCAGAAGGAUGGUCCUUCCAGCCAAGCUGUACUGAAAAAUUGGAGUCAUGUCAAGUACCCAAUUUACGUCACGGCCACUACUUCACAGCCCAGAAGGAGCUUCGAGUGAACGAAACGCUGCUGUACCGGUGCGACGAGGGAUAUCGUACGGCGGGAGGGAGCGCUACAGAGGCAGCAGUGUGUCUGACAUAUGGGUGGGCCCUUACUCCAAACUGCACCAGAAUAACUUGCUCCUCUUUGAGUGCAGUAGCUCAUGGAGGUUUCUAUCCUGUGAAGAAAAUCUAUGAAGAGGGAGAUGUAGUUCACUUCUUCUGUGACAAACAUUAUUCUGUCACUGAAUUUGACUUAAUUCAAUGUUAUUAUUUCGGGUGGCAUCCAGACCCUCCUGUGUGUGAAGAUGUAAAAAAUAAAUGUCCUCCACCCCCACUUCCUCCUCAUGGCCAUAUCACCACAAUUAGAAGAACAUAUCAUAAUGGAGACAAAGUUCAUAUACAGUGCCAAAGGACCUUUGAAAUAAGAGGAUCUGAGGAAAUCCGGUGUGAAGAAGGAAAAUGGACACCACCCCCUAUUUGUAUUGGAGCUAUGGAUAAACAGGAGUCUGAGGCCCCACCGUCACUGAAGUCAGAUGCAGCAAUAAGGGCAAACAAAACAUAUGGAAAUGAAGAAAUGAAAAUGCAGCAAGACUGUACCUCUCCACCUGUGAUUAAAAAUGGUGCUGUUCUUGGUCCAUUAUUGGCAAGUUACAAAAAUGGUUCCUCAGUAGAAUAUGGCUGUCAGCAUUACCACUUUUUGGAUGGACCUAGAACUGUUUACUGCAAUCAAGGAAACUGGACAGAACAACCAAAUUGCUUAGAACCAUGCACUCUUAAUGUAACUGAUAUGGACAGCAACAACAUAGAGUUGAAAUGGAGACAGGAAGAGUUAAUUUUCCUACAUGGAGAUCUCAUAGAGUUUGAAUGUAAACAGGGAUAUAAUUUUCUCCACACUACCAUUCUGUCCCCUGGGAGGACACAGUGUGACCAUGGCAGACUGAAAUAUCCAAAAUGUGUUAUGCAAGCUCCUACAGAAAAAUGUGACUCUCCACCAUCUAUUGCAAAUGGAGCUCUUACUCUCCCACCACUGACCCAGUAUGACAGUGGUUCCUCAGUUCAGUAUAGUUGCUCUGACUAUCAUUUUUUGGAAGGAUCUGAGAGAAUCUACUGUUCUAAAGGGCAGUGGACUUUGCCACCAGUUUGUAUAGAGCCAUGUACUUUGUCAAAAAAUGAAAUGGAGAAAAAUAAUGUGCUGCUGCAAGGCUUCUAUGCAAAUCAGGUUUACUUUUACCAUGGGGAUUAUGUUGGAUUUUACUGUAAACAGAACCAUUUUGGAGCAGAAUCUGGUACAACUUUAUUUCAAGUACAGUGUAAGAGAGGACAGCUGACGUAUCCGAGGUGUGUUGAAAGAGGAAAAUAAGUCUGGACUCCAGGAAAGCCUAUAGGAAAGGUAAGGAGCCUCUAAAGGACAAGGCUUGAGGAACAAGAUAAACCAGAAAGUAUUAAAAAAAAUUCUUUAAGGGAUCUAUAAAACCAUUUAAAACAUAAUAAUAUGCAAAUUUUACUGAGUUGUUAAAAUAUUAAGAAUGAUAAUUAAGAAUAUUAAAAUAUCCAAUCCAACUACUUUGUAUGAUUUCCUAUGACACUUAAAUAUGGGUAUCCUUAAGGCUUUGCCUGUGAACAUGUGUGACUGAAGAUAUGAAGAAAAUUCAGGAAUGUGGACAAUGUUUGCCUUGCACCCAUUUUAGUUGGUUUUAAUAAAAAAGCCACUAUAAGGGUUUCUUCUGUAUUUUAUGUCUAAACUCCAUCUGUCUGUGAAAUCAGUGCAUGCAUGGUGUUCUGUAUGGGUUUCCAAGGUUUUUGCAAGUGUUACAUGAAUAAAUAAAACAAGAAAAGAAAUUAAAGCAUUUGAGAAAUAGAU